Molecule: messenger RNA, 708 nt
Organism: Talaromyces atroroseus
Lineage: Eukaryota; Fungi; Ascomycota; Eurotiomycetes; Eurotiales; Trichocomaceae
Exons: 2
Coding region: 1-708 (235 amino acids)
Biological process (GO): Golgi vesicle transport
Cellular component (GO): membrane
Source: RefSeq, a predicted model, not a curated record
AUGGCGGAAGAUCCUUUCCUCCAGGUCCAAUCAGAAGUCAUAAACACUCUACAAACCAUCCGUCCUCUCUAUUCGUCCUUCCUCCGCAUCCGCUCGCUCACAACCUCAGCGUCCAAUCCGGAACUCCAGCAAUCCCGCGCCGAGCUCGAGUCGACGCUCGAAGACCUCCGCGCCGACCUCGCCGAUCUGACCGAGUCGGUGCGCGCGGUCGAACUCGAUCCUUACCGCUACGGAUUAGAGCUCGAUGAAGUGGAGCGCAGACGCAAGUUUGUGGAAGAUGUAGGGAAGGAGGUGGAUGAGAUGGCCCGGGAGAUGAGGAAACAGGAAACAAUGCCGACAACAACAAAAGGGAAAAAGGGGACCAGUGCUGCACUGCCUAAUCCCUCGGAAUUCGACGCCCUGUCCCCGGAUGCAGACGAGCAUGAUGACGAUUACUAUGCGACGUAUGAGCAGCAACGACAGGUGGACAUGAUGGCUGCGCAGGACGAGCAGUUGGACGGGGUAUUUCGCACGGUUGGCAAUCUACGACAGCAAGCGGAUACUAUGGGCCGCGAAUUGGAGGAUCAGGCUGUGUUGCUUGACGAUGUUGAGAAUCUAGCGGAUACAGUUGGCGGGAAACUGACAAAUGGAAUGAAGAGGAUCAGGACUAUUGUGAGGAAGAAUGAAGGUACGUCUAUUUUUUUUUCUUUUCUCUUCUUCCUUGCCUAA